Messenger RNA from Fusarium keratoplasticum, 1281 nucleotides. RefSeq lists its product as uncharacterized. NCBI's taxonomy places the organism in Eukaryota, Fungi, Ascomycota, Sordariomycetes, Hypocreales, Nectriaceae. The record is from RefSeq and is a predicted model, not a curated record. Bases 1 to 1281 code for a protein of 426 amino acids. The transcript has a single exon.
AUGCGCGCCCUCGUCAAAGCAGGCCUUGGACUUAUGGUUGGCGCUGUCACCGCCCAAACCUCCGCACCCUCAUCACCUCCUGGAGGCAGCCCCCCUGGAGGCAAUGGAGGAUCCUCCACCGUCAACAGUGGCAAGGGUCUUUACGACUUGACUGAUGGGCAAGUCGUUGAAGGAGGCACCUACUCCUGCAGCGAUAACGACACCAGCGUCUUUGUCGCCAACAACACCAUCAGCGCUUCCCUGGUUGAUGUUACCAUCAUCAAGUCUGGCAACACCUCCAACGAUGAUGCCAGCAGCUUUUACGGUCUCAACGCCGCCGUUCUGGCAGUUGGAAACUCGGUUCUCAACAUCACUGGCGGUUCUGUCGACGACGUUGGCCAGGGAUCUGACGGCGUCUUUGCCUACGGCAACGCCACUAUCUACAUCAGCGGCACCAAGAUCAAUGUUGAGGGCGGAAACUCGGGUGGUAUUGAAGUUGCUGGCGGUGGUACCAUGUACGCCUCAGACUUGACCAUCGACUCCAACAACAAGGCCGCUAUUCGCAGCGACCGUGGAGGUGGCAAAUUGGUUGUUGACGGGGGUGUUUAUCGCACCUCGGGUCCCCAGGGUGCACCCGCUGUUUACUCGACGGCCAAUCUGACUGUCAGCAAUGCCAUUCUGACGGCCUCCGGAUCCGAGGCACUCGUCAUCGAGGGUCUCAACGAGCUUACCAUCAACAACUGCACUGUGUCUGGAAACAUGGGCGUGUCGGGAACCCAGGAGCUACACAAUGUGAUGCUGUACCAGAGCAUGUCGGGCGAUGCUGAGGAGGGACUUGCCGAGUUUGUGAUGAACGGUGGUUCUAUGGAGGGUUUUAGCGGCUGCAUGUUCUACGUCACCAACACAGCUGCCUCUGUUACCCUCAUUGGCGCCGAGCUUACCUUGACCGGCGAUAGCAAUUACCUCUUCAACGUUUCUGGCAAUGAUGCCUCCAACGGCUGGGGAAGCGUUGGCUCAAACGGCGGCAAUGCCACUUUGAACCUCUCUGAGCAGACUGUCACCGGCGACAUCUAUGCCGACUCCAUUUCCACCCUUGUGGUUAACCUGGCUAAGAGCUCUCAACUCACUGGCACCAUCAACCCGGACGGAACGACUGCUGCUGGUCUUGUUGUUGCUAUCGACUCUUCCAGUACCUGGACCCUCAGUGGCGACAGCUAUAUCACCUCUUUCAGUGGUAGCUUGACCAACGUCGAGCAGGGGUCGUACACGCUCUAUGUCAACGGAACUGCAGCUUCUGUUUAA